AUGUCAAGGAUGCUCGCCAACCUCUUGAAUCGGGAGGAACGUUCGCCUCUACCCUUACCCCCACCUCGCGCUUCCUCACCUGACAUUGUCAUGCUCAGUCAUCCUCCCCCAAAACCAACUUCUAACAAAAGUUCAUCCAGAUCAUCCAGAUCACCAGUGAAACCAUCACCCCCAGAAAGUUCAGGGUCUUAUUCUACCCCUUUACCCACAACAUCUUCCCCCGAGGCCCACAUGUCUUCUCCGAUCCGACCUCGAGUAGAAAUUUCACGUCUGCAAACAUCUUCCACUGCUCCUAGCACACCGUCAGGCUUCCCACAAAUGGCUAGAACGGAUGGUGAUAUCAGCAUGGCGGAGACGGUCGACGAUGAUGACGAGCAAGGAGGAGAAGGGGACGAGGAAGGUGAAAGUGACGAAGAAGAAGAACCUGUAGAGGGAGUUGAUGCGGAGGAAGGUUCAGAUGAGGAUGAUGACGACGAAGAGGAGGGAGAAGAUGAUGAUGAAGAAACCGAGGUGGGCAGUGAAGAUUUGGACUCUGAUCUGGACAUCCUCACUGUUCGUGAACCGGGAGGAUCUGCGCCUCCUAUCGUUGGUGAGGAGAAGCCAGAAGAAGGUUCACUCCCACCUGCCGGAGAAGGAGAAGCAAUACCGAUGGAAGCUGAGGCUGUUAAGACAUUAGUCCCCAAGAAGCGGAAGGCUAGACGAAGGUCCAUGUCGGAAGAUGAAGAUUUACCACCCCCACCUCCACCAAUGAGGACCAUCCGUCUGAAAAAGGUGCUUCCUCUGGAUGGCCAGACAUUGAUGUGGAAUAUCCUCGAAGAUGCUCGGGAAAGAGGGAUGGUGGAUGUCUGGAUACCACCGGAAGAGAAGGAAGAUGGACCCUCGAGACCAAACGAAUCAGCCAUUCUCACCACCGACCCUUUAGGAAGUGUGCCAGGACUGGAGGUAGAUGAACAGAAGGCUGCAGAGGAGCUCGCACGGCAGUUGGAGGAGAGAUAUGCUGAGAAACCCAAGAGAAAGAAGAAGAAAGCUGCGUCGAAAAAGACGGAAGAGUACAAUCUCGACGACCCAUUCAUCGAUGAUUCAGAAUUGCUGAUUGACGCUCCCACACACUUCGGUCGGCCAAAGAAAGAAGGGUUUUAUGUACAUUCUGGAAAAUUAGAGUUAUUGGAAGAAUCACCUGUCAAGCCCAAGGCCAAGCCUGGACCUAGGAAAAGUGGGAAGAUCACGAGUGGACCGAGAAGAAGUUUGGCAGAAGCGACGGCUCUCAGGUUAUAUGGUCCUCCAGCCUCACAAGGAGAAGGAACACCAGCCUCUCCCAUACAAAUUGACGAUGAAGAAGAUGGACCCAGCACGUCGUAUUCACCUGUAAAGCCACUACCUCCUCCGCCUCUAACAGGGGAAAUCAACAUUGACAGAUCAUUGUAUAAACAUGCCUCACGAGAUUUGCGAUUCUUACCUCCCUUCCCAGGUUUCCCAGUAGAAGUAAGAGAGAGACUUCGUAUCCUUCGGGAAGAAAGCUCAAAGCACCCAUGGGACGUAGCGAGCAAAGGAAAAUUCCCGGAACAUCUAAAAGAACCACUUCGUCUAGCUGGACAAGCUGCUUUCCGACAUAAUAUGUUCAAUGAUAGAGAAGACGACAAACCCUUCUUUCUCGCUUUACCCAGUCUUCUACCUUAUAACAAUUUUACGCUAACAAAAUUAGUUGUGAGAUUAUGUCAUGAAGAAUAUUGGAACUUUCUACAAGAAUGUGAAAAGACAGGAUUGGAACAACUUCAGACUAUGGUAGAUGAAGAGAAGGGGAUAUGGGUGAUGAAGUUUGAAGAAAGUCGACAAAUGUACGAGACGGCGGUGAAAGAAUACGAUGAGAAACAAACUGGUGUUGUCAAUAACGAACAUGAUCAGGACUCAUCUACGAUACCAUCGUUUCCUAAUGGUGAUGAAGAUGUCCCUGCUGGACCCGGUGAAAGACCUAGAGAACCGACGAAGAAGUUUUCUUGGACACCGGAUAUGCGAACGGUUCUAGAUCAAUUGUUGGACAAUAUGCAAGAUAUGUUAGAUUUGAAUAAACGAUUAGCCGAAUGGAAUGUCUCGACGGCCAGAUCAAAAGAUAGGGAAUGGACGGAAACUGCAACUAAAAGCCGAUUAUACAAAAAGGCAUGUCAUUUCUUCUUACCGACCCUCACUUCAUACAUCACACAAUCUCAUUAUCUCAUUGUGGAUUGUUUCCCAGAAGGGUUCGCAAGUAGUAACACUGUAUCUCGAGAGAUGACCAAGGUGAAAAGAACGAAAGAUAAAGCUCAAACAGGUGGAGAAUAA
Molecule: messenger RNA, 2316 nt
Organism: Tremella mesenterica DSM 1558
Lineage: Eukaryota; Fungi; Basidiomycota; Tremellomycetes; Tremellales; Tremellaceae
Exons: 13
Coding region: 1-2316 (771 amino acids)
Source: RefSeq, a predicted model, not a curated record